GUAAGCAAACAGACAAAACCCAAAAUAAAAUAUACUUAAUUAGUUGGAAAUUAACUUAGUCAACUUGGAACUGAGAAAAUUGCUAAUUAAACUAAGCCCACAUAUUUAUUAUCUUGUUCAUGGCAUCUAUUUUUAGUAAGUCAUCAUUGAACAAAAAAGAUGCUUUCCUACAGGACACAAGAUACUCAUCAUAAUAAAACAUCUACCAUUUAAGAGAGAGAGAGAGAGAGAGAGAGAGAGAGAGAGAGAGAGAGAGAGAGAGAGAUGUCAAGCCUUAGCUAUGCAAUUCAAGUGAGUUGCACCACAGGAAAGCCUUCUUUUUCGCCGAAAAUCGACAAUAGUUCCGGUGCGGCUUCACUCUCGUCUUCUCUAAGUUUUAAGACAUUCUUGAAAGAGGUGCAGAAGAAUCCCAUUUUACACCAUGUUCCUAACAAAAUCAAGGAAGCCUCGGUGAGAUUGUUGGAUGCCUUUGUCGAUUCGGCGUUCGAGUUUUCCGAUCAGCCUUUGCUCCCGUCUCAGAGUAAUUUUGCUCCGGUGGAAGAGAUCGGAAAGGCUGUUCAGGUGACCGGCUCCGUUACCGGGAGAAUACCGGAUGAUUUUCCGGCGGGGGUUUACAUCAGAAACGGACCGAACCCGUUAUUCGGUGGUUUUAAAUCGACAAAGUCAAUAUUCGGAAAAUCGAGCCAUUCUUGGAUAGAAGGAGAAGGCAUGCUACAUGCUUUAUACUUCUUUAAAGACAGCAAAGGCAAAUGGAAGAUUUCUUACAACAACAGACACGUCGAAACGGACACGUACAAACUUGAACGGGAAAGGGCGAAACCGUCAUUUCUCCCUGCUAUAGAAGGCGAUUCUCUCGCUGUUUUGUUAGCUUAUCUACUUAACUCGUUAAGGUUUGGUGAAGUGAAUAAAUUCCUAAGCAACACAAACAUUUUCGAGCAUUCUGGGAAGCUGUACUCGAUUGCCGAGAACCAUAUACCUCAAGAAAUCGACAUUCUUACAUUAGAAACUCGACGAAAUUGGGAUAUCGAAGGAUCUUGGAUUAGGCCGUUUACUAGCCAUCCCAAGAAAGCUCCAGAUACAGGGGAGCUUGUGAUUAUGGGAAUUCAUCCACAAAAACCUUACUUUGAGCUAGGAGUAAUCUCGGCUGAUGGAAAAAAAUUACUUCAUAAAGUGGAUCUCAAAUUGAGCAGAUGUUGCCUUUGUCAUGAAAUAGGUGUUACGAAAAGGUACAAUGUGAUUAUGGACUUUCCUCUGACCUUGGACAUAAAUCGGCUCGUAAAUGGAGGACCGCUGAUAAAAUACAACAAAGAAGAAUACGCCAGAAUCGGAAUAAUGCCUCGUUACGGAGAUGCGGAUUCUGUCAAGUGGUUUUACGUCGAACCAAGCUGCACAUUUCACAUUAUCAAUUGUUACGAGCUUGGCGAUGAGGUAGUCGUAUUGGCGUGUCGAGCUCGUAAUUCAAUUAUACCAGGGCCUGACUUCGGUUCGAACAAAUUCGAGUGGUUCUCCAAAGGGUUCGAUGAAAAAUCAGAAAACGUUUCGUUUUUCUCGCGUGCUUAUGAGUGGAGACUGAAUAUGCACACCGGACAAGUGGCAGAGAAGAAUCUCACCGGAGAUGACUACUCCAUGGAUUUUCCGAUGAUCAACGAAAACUACAUUGGCGGCAAAAAUAAGUUUGCGUACACACAAGUUAUCGACUCAAACGCAAGCUCCAAAUCAGGCAUGGCAAAAUACGGAGGGCUAGCAAAGCUUUAUUUCGAAGAGACGACAAAAGUUGACUAUCACGAGUUUCCGGAGAAUACCUACUGCUCGGGGGCUGCUUAUGUGGCGAAAUCUGGCGAAGAUGCUGACGAGGACGACGGUUGGAUUAUUACGUACGUGCAUAACGAAGACACUAACACAUCUCAAGUAUAUAUAGUUGAUGCAAAGAAUUUCACAAGUGAACCAGUUGCAAUAGUUACUCUUCCAAGCAGAGUUCCUUAUGGAUUUCAUGGAGCUUUUGUGACACUAUAAUUAUAUAUAAUUUAAUAUAAGAAAUGCAAUUUAAUUAAUUAAAAAUCUAUUGCAAAUCAAUUAUACUAAUGAGAAAAGGAAAAAAAAAAACAUUGCAAACCAAAGAUAGCUAAUGAUAAAUAUUCCACUA
This is a messenger RNA of Erythranthe guttata (spotted monkey flower), 2143 nucleotides long. Its product is annotated as carotenoid 9,10(9',10')-cleavage dioxygenase 1. Gene Ontology annotation, molecular function: carotenoid dioxygenase activity. Gene Ontology annotation, biological process: carotene catabolic process. Lineage: Eukaryota; Viridiplantae; Streptophyta; Magnoliopsida; Lamiales; Phrymaceae. Gene Ontology annotation, cellular component: chloroplast stroma. The record is from RefSeq and is a predicted model, not a curated record.